Lizanozyma spartinae is the source of this 366-nucleotide messenger RNA. RefSeq lists its product as uncharacterized. Bases 1 to 366 code for a protein of 121 amino acids. The record is from RefSeq and is a predicted model, not a curated record. Lineage: Eukaryota; Fungi; Ascomycota; Pichiomycetes; Serinales; Debaryomycetaceae. The transcript is spliced from 2 exons.
AUGGAAACCCUAUAUCACACAGCUUCUCCAGUUAGCUUUGCCAAUGAAGAUGUUGAAAAUAAGAUUCUUAUUCCAGCCAUUAACGAGCAAUGGCUUAUUAGUAUAUUCUGCUUCGUCCUUGGUCCUCAAGCUUAUGAAGGUAUUCUCAAGAACUUGACUUCGACUUCUUAUUUCCUUGCUGGUGCCAUCAAUGCAAAGACUAGAGAGAAAUUCGAUGCUAAUCUCGCUUUUAACCUUGUAACUGAUAUCAGAGAUGUUGCUAGAGCUCAUAUCUUUGCACCUGAAAAGGAAAAGACAAAUGGUAAAAGACUUCCUGUUUCCAACGAUACUUUUAGUUUCGAUACUAUUCUUACUUUUUUUGAAUGA